GUUUUAGGGCUGUUGUGAAAGGAACACAGAACUAUGAACUCUCUAAAAUGGCAGCCAUAAUAACACUAAAGCAGCAAAAUGUGAAAGUAGGCAAAAAUAUAUGCAUACUUUAUGUUUUGUUCUCUGAACGACUUCUCUAUAGGAACUGUGUGAACAAAUGCAAAUGGCCAAGCCGUUGAAGUUCAUUGAAAGGUUAACUACUUUUAUCAAAUAGCAUUUUUAGUGUUUAAAAUCUUUUUUUGUUGGUACUCUGUGCAGAGUGGAGUUUUUUUGCUGUACAGUUCAGUUAAAAUAUGACCCUCACUUUGCACGCUUUGAUUUUAUUUUGAAAAAUCUACAUACUUUAAGCCUACAGGUAUUGUGAUACUUAAAUAAAAUAAGGUUUACAUUAUAAAAGAUUAUUUCUGCUUCAACAAAAUGUGAAUUUCAAAAAGAAGAUAUAACAUGGACAAAAUAUUACGAUGUUAUACCCCAUGAGCCAACAGCUAUUAAUCAUUCUCAUUGGAAAAUUGGAAAGCAUUGGUUAGAUCGAAUUUGAUUUAUUUAAUUGCAUGUUUCUAGAUAUAAGAGCAAAAGCUGAAAGCAAGCUUUGAAUAAAGAGGUUUAUUAACUGAAUUUGUUUUGGCUUUCAAACUUCUCCAGGAUGAGGAUGCACAUCCUGUGUAUCUUUGUGAAGAUUUGUUUUAAAACAGCAUUUGUGAAAGGUCUGACCUUUACAUGUAACCAUAACCUUUGUUUGUAUUCACUAUUUGUUUGUAUUGUAAAAAUCCAGCUGAUGUCAUCUAACAGAAUUAGAAAAACAGAGAAAUUCAAGGAGUAUUAUUUUAUUUUUAUUUUUAUAUGUCUUGAACUGACAAUAUAAGAAAUUGGAAAUUGCUAUUUAGGGCACUAGGCUGUACCACUAUGAUGUGUUAUUGUGGUUUAAUAAUGUAUAAUUAAGUAUGAUAGGAAAAUAAAAUGUUCUUGUUUGUUUUGAGCUAGAAUGUUUUUAUUUACUUUUUAAUUUUCUUCUUUAAUGAAGUCUUGCCUCUUUGAUUGCAACCAUGCUGCCAUCUGAAUCUGUUAGCGUGUUAAGGUACCACAGAGGGAAGAAGGAUGUUUCUGAAUGACUGUAUGUCUUACAAAUGCUGCUACUGGAAAAAGCUUUCUUGAAAUAGUGUCAUAUUUUAAUGCCAUUUAUUUUAUGUGUAUCUUAGAAGGAAUUUAGAACUUUAAAUUAAUAUAUUUUUCAUUUGGUUUUUUUUUUUGUUAUAUUUAUUUCGGUUUUGGGAAAAGUGCUGUUUUUACAUGUCCUGUUAGGGUUUCUUGGGAGUCAAAUCAAUAAAGAUGAACCAAGCAGUUGACCCUAUAAUUGUGAAAUUCUUUACAAAAUAAAUAAAGAAGUGUAGUCAUAUUGCAGCUAUAUUUUAUUAUUUCUGUCACAAAAAUUGCAACUGCAUUAUUAAUAUGUGGCAAAUAAACAUAAAAUCGGUUCAAACAAAGUGAUUGUAAUAUGAAACUAUAAUAUGGAAGGAUGAGUGCAGUUGUUGCGAUCAGGAAAUAAACUCAAAAAAUGAAUUGAAACAUUUUUAAGAAAAUAGAAAGCAGUUGGCCCUGUAAGAGGAUCUGUCAGGUGUCUGAAAAACUGCCUCCAGCUCAUGAAAUCAAUGUUUCUGUCAUAAAGAAAGAGACAUCUUCACCCUUCACUUGAGUCAAACUAUCUUUCUCAUAGUCAUUAAGUCCUUUUAAAAUGUUUCUGACAAAUGGUUUCAAUCUGUCUAAAGACUGUAUACUUGUGAUGUCUUUGGCUACUUUUUUCCAAGUUUUUUCAGUACAUUUGUUGUUCCUGAACACCUACGUUUUUUGCUUGUCAAUUUGUGUUGCAUUUCCUCUUUCAAGAUGCAUGAAUUCUGCUUUUGUCCUUAUGUUUCCUUUGAUCAGAGGCUAAAACGAGCAAAAAAAAGUUUUCUAAAACAUUUAAGUUAAAAAGAAUAGGCUGCAAAUAAGUAACUGGAGAAACUUAAAAAAUUAAAAAGCUGCCGUCCUUAUCCAAGCCUUGCACUGUGGCUACUGCUGGUCCAUGACGUAAGCAUAAACACUAACACAUGCACACUCACACCCACACACACACACACACACACACACACACACCCACACACACACACACAAAUCUAGUCAGGACCAGUUUUUUUUAAUCUCACCCAAAUGAAUUUUCACCUCCUUUGUUGUAAAAACAUUAUUCAAUCAACUUAGACAAAUAGAUAAGAGCUUGUCGUUUGUCCAAUCAUUAGACAAAAACAAAGCAGAAGUUUCAUGGACUAACAGCAUUUUCAAUGCCAGCUCUUAUCUCAUCCUGGUUUUUAUAAAUUGGCAGUUAAACUUCACUUAAGUUUCACUGCUGUUAGACAGUGAAUCUCAUUGGUCUCAUUGUAAAGUUUAGAUCACUAAAUAUAAAGCAUGUCAAUGGAAACUUUUCUGUUUGGCCACAGAGGAAAAAAACUCAAACGCGAUGUGCUCAGUGUUAUAUAUUUCGCUUCCUUAACUCCAAAGUGCACUUUUGAGGUCUGCCUUUUAAGAUAAAGCUUAAAAUGAAAUCAAAAACAUCAUGUGCAUUUGUUAGAUUAGGAAAUGUGCCUCAACUUAUGUACAAAAUAAAUGUCAAUUAUCUUAAAAAAUACUGAGGUGACAUUUUGCCUGAGAAACUGUUUCCAAGAAGCCCCAGAGGGUUAAUAAUUAUGUGUUAUAUAAAUCAAAAACUUUUAUGAUUAAAAUAUUGGGAGAAAAAAAGGAAAUUAGGAAGUACCUAUAAGCAGAUUCAAGCCGGUUUGUUGAGGUGAAGGUUGUGGUGGAUAAACAUCCUGCUUCAUUGUGUAACUUUACUUUAUUUGUAUAAUAAUUUUCUUCUAUGUGGUUUAAACAGUGACUCCAAUCCAAUUUUUGUUUUGCUUUAAACUCAAAACUCAUAAAAUGUUUCCUUUGUUCCUGUUGCCCGUUUUAUCGUUUAGUUUUUUUAACUUUGGGAUGCCUGUCAAAGAAGUAUCUUUUGUCUGCUUCUCACAUUCGGUCAUCCUCCACCUGUUUGGUUCCGUGUGCACCACAAUGAUCACCUUACACAAGAGGGGACAAAAAAGCUUCUUCUGUCUCAUUGUUUAAAUUUGAAAUAUUGAUGUUAUCUUUGUUUUUGACUAAUAAUAACUUUGUUUUUUGUUUUUUGAAGGGCAUAUAUCAUUCAAAAUAAUUUUUUUGAGCUUUUAAGUGUAUCAUACUGUUCAGUCCUCACAAAAAGGAGCCCCAAAGCGGAACUUUAAUUUGUUCACGCAUUUCUGAGUAUUCCACCAGCCCCUACCAACCCACAAAAAAUGUAUGGGUUCACACGAGUUGAAGUAAACAAGUGAGAACCGCCCUUCCAGGAAGCUAGAGGUGUGUUUGGCAAAAAUGCAUUCAUUUUAUAUGCACAAUAUGCACAUUAGUCUUUGCAAAAAUUUGGAUGUUGUUUUAUUGUGGGCCGGCUCAAGGUUGACAUCAUGAAACGGGCGGUACCCACAUGGAGCGACAGGCGGUGUCUCAGAGAUAGAGUCGUCUUACUUCCGGGUUGGAAAAGAGCUCAGGAAAAUAACUGAUAUUUAAUAAAAACAAUUUUCUUUUCUGUGCCAAAGGAAAUGUAUUAUCAUACGUAAGAAUGUUGUUUUACUAUAAAAAGCUUAAGAACAGUGUGGCCUUUUCUUAACAUACAUUUUCAUACAUUUACUGUAGAAUUAAUCGCCCAUUUAUUUACACAAAAAAUAUUUACUUUACUUUAUCUUUUUGAAAUUUCUCUUAUGGAGGUGAGCAGACAUUGCAUCAUAUUUUCAUGAUAUUUUUUUAUCCAUUUACUUUAUUCCAUAUAUAUGCAAGAUUGUAAUGAUAAAUAUGUUUGAGUGCUGCCAAAUGAACAGUAAAACCUAGAAAAGAUGUGCUGGGGUCAGCGGCAAAGCUAUCAGUCAGUCAGUUUUACUGUUAGUGGUGGAACAAGUCAAACAACCAGUGUCUUUUGUUCCACAUUACUUUGUCCUUUUUUUCCGCCCUUGUAACACCAGACCGACCUUAUUGUUCCUGUGUUGCUAAAGCAGAAAGCUGAUCUUUAAAAGAAAUGGAAGUCAUGAACGUAGCAGCAGUGUUAGAAGCACAACUUUUCUUUACAAUUAAAAUAUAUACAUCCUCACUAAUAAUGCUAAAGAUCUUGCUGCUCCAGUUCUGCUUGUGUUUGUGGAUUUCCGCUGGUUUACUUUAUUUAACAAGGGAUUUUCUUUGAAGCUGAAGCUUCAAGGUGGAGGGAGGCCCUUAACAUUUCCAAUAAGUACAAUUUAGCAGUACUCCUUUACUAAAAAAAAUCUGAAAAGAUUUGAUACCUAGUUAAAAACAAAAAAAAAAGAAAGUUACAAAUGCAGGCGCACAAUAUUCGCGGUUGUUAAUCAGGAUCAGCUCCCAUGUAGCAAGCAUAGAAACCCGUUUGUCCCACACCUAUCAAAAACUUUUUGGCCUUCCUGAAGUCAAAAUAUUUUAAGUAUUUGUUGAAUAACGCAGAAAACAUAGAAGACGUUAUCCAUCAAAAGAAUCUGCCUCAAUAAAAUGUUAAGACAGAAGAUUUAAUUUUGUAUUUUGCCAUCAAAAAGUUAGAAUAUAUGUCUUUAGGUCUCAAAACUAUUGUUGUCUGAUGUGAUGAAGCUUUAAGGAAGAGCCGAUCACUCCACCCCUCCUACAUUCCUUUUCUCUCUUUGCCAUGGAGAGGCAAACAGGUAUUUUUUGUUAUGUAGUCCAGCCCAAUGUCGCCUUUCAAACAAACUCCAACAGACUUUCCUGUUCAGCAGCUCUGAAAUCACCAGAUACACUUGCGGAUGUACUUUGGAACGCACAGCUCCAGGAGAUGAACCUCAGGGGCCAUAGGGACCAGUAGCACUCUCAGCACUGGCAACUCAAAUACAGGGGAAUCGUCAGGAAGAGCUGCUGUUGCAAAACCAAAAAGAUCACAUGAGAUUUGAGAAAAUCUCUGUUAACUAAAUCAGGGUAAAUUAUGACCACGCCAAGCAGUCAGAGCAAAUUCCGACCCAUCCUGGUCACUGUUCUCCUUCUGGGAGGUUUCAUGACUUUUCUGUUUAUGUACAUCAAGCCAUCCCCACAAUGGUUGUAUGAGCCAGUAAAGUCUGUAGUUUGCUCUGACCAGUUUACCUCCACUACGGAGCAGGUCACCUCCAAAAGUAUACAGUCCAACACCACCAACGGGCAGGUCACUCCUGCCAAGAGCGAUGAAAAGAAGACCAUCCUGUUGGUCUGGUUGGUACCUUUCGGACAACAAAACGACUUGAAUUUCUGCAAGUCGCGUUUCAACAUGGAUUACUGCAUCAUCACCACCGAUAAGAACAUGUACAGUAAAGCAGACGGGCUUCUGUUCCAUCACAGAGACAUCAGGGGUGACUUAUCUAACCUGCCACAGACGCAACGACCACCGUACCAGAAAUGGAUAUGGUUUAACAUGGAGUCACCUACCCAUUCAGGGAAUUUCGCAGGACUAGAUAACUUUUUCAAUUUGACUCUGAAUUACCAUCGGGAUGCUGAUAUCCCAGCACGCUACGGCUACCUUGUAAAAACACAGAACGAAAAGAAAUUUGAACUUCCCAGCAAAAGCAAGCUAGUCUGCUGGAUUGUAAGUAACUAUAACCCCAACCACGCACGGACAAAAUAUUACAAUGAGUUGCGUCAACAUAUCGAAGUCAGUACGUUUGGAAGAGGCUUUGGAAGGUACGUGUCUGACGGUGAUUACGCCAAUAUUGUGUCCGGCUGUAAAUUCUACUUAAGUUUUGAGAACUCAAUCCACAAAGACUAUAUAACUGAGAAAAUGUACAGACCCCUCUCUUUGGGCACAGUGCCGGUGGUCCUCGGCACAUCAAGACAGAACUACGAGGACUUUGUACCAGGAGAUUCUUUCAUUCACACAAAUGACUUCAAGUCACCCAAAGAGCUGGCCGACUACCUGCAUGUUCUGGACAAAAAUGACACUCUGUACAUGAGAUACUUAGACUGGAAGAAGCUUUAUGAAGUAAAGGGAACUGCGUUCUGGAUAGAACACGCAUGCCGGGCUUGUGAGUACUUGAGAACAGACAAUGAGUACAAAGCAUUCAGAAGCCUUAGAUCAUGGUACUGGGGCUAAGGGUACUAACAGACAUGCAUCAUUUACAUUAAAGUACCACAGGCAAAGCUAUAAAGUCAAAAGGUCACAGUAAAAAAACUUGUUUUUUGGUGCCUGUUAGUUUGGAUUUUUUUUUUUUUGUUGUUGCUUUUAUUUAUCUUACUUCUUCAAUGUCUCUUUAGGGGCUCCACUAGAUACACAUCUUUAAGUAAAGUAAAAGGAUAGUGACCAAUUGCGCACCAAAAUAUUUCUAUGCAAAUUAAUAAAAAUACACAAAAGCCACUGAAUUUUUUUACCUACAAGAAUUCUAAAUAGUUCAAUCUGAAAUAAGAUUAUCCACAUUAAGAUCAAAUGUGAUCUGAAAUAUAAUUUUUCAUAAACAUUUGCUGAGAGAAGAAAAGUAACUUGGAUGAGGAUCCAGGACUACUCAAAAAGAUAUGACAAUUAUACCUCAGAGGGUGAUGAAUGUAAUGCAAGGGUAGCACUACUUACUGAAACCAAAGAUAUGAACUUACAGUUUCCUCACUGUAAUCUAUUUUUCAGUGCCAAGGGGUCAAAGACGUUUAUCUUUAUACCUAUAGACUAAUGAAGCUCAAAGCUGUGUGUGUUGGAGCUCCAUCCAACUGUGAAAGAAAUACCAAAAUGUACCUUUUUUAUUCUAUGCCAUGCAUUUGUUAAAAUCUUUAUUACAUAAACCUUUUUUCUACAUGGGUUUCUGGGAUGGUGGAGGGUGGUGUCGGGGCAGUUUUACACCUAGGGGAUUUUGUAUGUUUGUGGGGGGGUUCUUAUUGUACACAACUGAAUGUUUUGUGCCAAAGCACAGACAAUGAGGCACUUUGAUUUGCAUGAAGGUGUGCUGCUUUGCUCCUCUCCAUUUUAGACUGCACAAUUAUGCUUCUAGAAAUUCUCAGGGUUUGUUGUCACCUUUGUUACUCAUGGAUGAAAUUUAAGUUUUUUGUUCUGUGUUUUUGUGAAUGUUAUAUUAAUAUAUGCUUUAAAGCUGUAUAAAGCAAGUGGUAAUGUCCCACAAGACUUUAACAGAGGAGAAGGGAUUUUUUUCUAAAUGCCUAGAUUUUUCUGAGUGUUGCCUGAAUGUCUGAAGGUUAAUAAAAGGUGACAGCAAUGAGCAAACCUCAAUGGAACACUUAAUUUUUGAUUUUUUAAAGCUGAUGCUGCUGAUGUUCGAAACAGUUGGAAACCUGUUUGAGAGAUCACUAUGCUUUACUUUUUUUUUUCAAAUCAAAAUAUUAAUAAUUUUCAAAAACUUUUCUUUUUUGCAAGAAAACUAUGUUUUACGAAACACUUUCUGAAUAAACAUGUUACUUUUCUUAAUACACCAAAA
This is a messenger RNA of Oryzias latipes (Japanese medaka), 7484 nucleotides long. RefSeq names its product alpha3-fucosyltransferase-like (gene fut9c). Lineage: Eukaryota; Metazoa; Chordata; Actinopteri; Beloniformes; Adrianichthyidae. Gene Ontology annotation, cellular component: membrane. The record is from RefSeq and is a predicted model, not a curated record. Gene Ontology annotation, molecular function: alpha-(1->3)-fucosyltransferase activity.